AUGAAAGUUUCGCAAAAACUGAAUCGUUUCAGUGAAAUAAAGAACUGGAAACCAGUGUUCGAGGUUGCGGCCAUAAACUGUGCAGAUGAUAAAAAUAUACAAUUGUGCCGUGCUCAUGCUAUUGAUGCUUUCCCAACCGUUAAGUAUUUCAAAUAUAUGUCGAGAAGUCACGAUGAUGGGGUGAAAUAUAACGGCAACAAACAUGACAUGGUGAAUUUACCGCUGGAUGUUGCUCAGUUGGUUCGAGAUGACUGGCUGAAACGGAAACCAUCUGAGCUACCGAACUUCGACUAUGAAUCGAACACUUCCACAUUGCAUAGUCUUUGGCGAUCGAGUGGCCCUCAAUCGAAACUGCUUGCAGUUAUUGUUGAAUCUCAUCCACCGAGGCAAGCUUGGGCGGCGAAAAUCAACUUUGCAUACGAUAAACGAGUUCAUGUCGCACUGGUGAGCAGUUCCGAUCCAUUAGCCAAAGAGCUCGGUGCCACUGAAGUUGGAGAUCUGCCGAAGUUUUAUUUGUUCACCAGAGCACAACCGAAAACGCCCGUCUAUACAUCGGGCGCUAAGGUGACCUGGCUUGAGAUACAAGAGAAAAUCACGGCGCGAUUGAUCGAUGAGACGCCUGCCUCAGCAAUCACAGCACCGCCGGUUGUAGAGGAUCAUCUCGCACGGAAGGGACCCGUCGUAAAUUGGACGCAGUUUGAGGUACAACUAGUGGACUUAACAUCGGCGAUGUAUUAUAUUUUGAAGGACGAAAUUCCUCGGCGACAAAUCAUCGAAGGAGAGAAUUUGAAUGCACUGAAACUGUGGAUACAUAUGUUGAAAAAAGUUCAUUUUUGA
Anisakis simplex (herring worm) is the source of this 837-nucleotide messenger RNA. The record is from the annotation of a GenBank genome assembly. Lineage: Eukaryota; Metazoa; Nematoda; Chromadorea; Rhabditida; Anisakidae.